CGAGGUUAGUCUGGAGACCAGAUCCACGAAGAUGAACUACUCUGACUAUGACUCUGAUGGAUACUCCUCUAAUGAGGACGCAGACUACGUCCCCUCAGAUGAUAACCUCAGCGAGGACGACAUUAAUGAGUGUGAGAGGGAGGAGCCUCUGCAUCGAGACGAUGACGUCCCCCAUCCUGACAGAGACGACAAGAAGAAAAAGAAGAAGAGGAAAGAUCUCAGCGUGAGGAAGAGGAAGAAAGGAGUCCUGAAAGUGGACAAAGAGGAGGAGGGGGGCGAUGGAGAAGAGGAGGCUCAGCAGAAACCAGAGGAGGAGGAGAAACCCACCAAGGUGACGGAAGACGAUGAGGAGAGACAAAAGAAGAAAUCCGACGACCUCUGGGCCAGUUUCCUGUCUGACGUCGGAUCCAGACCCAAAGAGUCCGAACCAGCCUCCCAGCCGAGCACCACGCACACGGAGGAUUCCUCGUCGUCGUCGCCGUCGUUGAAAGUUACUCCGUCCAGAACAGAAACUAAAGACGCUGCUAAAAUCACCAUCACUAAAGUUUUUGACUUCGCUGGAGAAGAAGUCAGGGUAAAUAAAGAGGUGUCUGCAGACUCCAGGGAGGCAAAGAGUUUCCUGAAGAGUCAGAGCACCAAACAGGAAGAAAGUGAAGAAGAAGAGAAGAAGAACCUAUCACCAAGUGGACCUCCUACUCCUCCAGGACCCAGCGUGAAGCGUCCCGCGGGCAUGAACAGCCUGCUGAGCCGGAUCGGGGGGAAGAAACCGAAGAUGAGCACGCUGGAGAAGUCCAAGAUGGACUGGGAGGCUUUUAAAUCCGAGGAGGGCAUCACGGAGGAGCUCGCCAUCCACAACAGAGGCAGAGAGGGGUAUGUGGAGCGGAAGAACUUCCUGGAGCGUGUCGACCAUCGCCAGUUCGAGCUGGAGAAAGCGGUGCGACUGAGCAACAUGAAGCAAUGACGCGAGCUGAUGGGUCUCUGAGAACUCUGUGGCUGCGGGGUCUGGAUCUGCUUCAGGACCAGUUUUAUUAGUCUGCAUGAGAGAUCCUUAAACCGUCACGCUCAGGACAUUUACGGGACGUGAGACCACCCCUUCACCUCCAACGUCCACAGAGAGACGACCACAGACUCUGAUUGUUACGUUCUGCUUCAACCGUUCUCUCUGAAGUUUGUCCCAUUUUUGUACCCUUACCUCAAACAUGGUUCUGUCUUGGUUAAUAAAUGAGAACUGGUGAUGUUGGUGUAGAAACACCAGGUGUCU
This is a messenger RNA of Cheilinus undulatus (humphead wrasse), 1261 nucleotides long. It is a transcript of the gene cfdp1, whose product is annotated as craniofacial development protein 1. The record is from RefSeq and is a predicted model, not a curated record. NCBI's taxonomy places the organism in Eukaryota, Metazoa, Chordata, Actinopteri, Labriformes, Labridae. The transcript has 7 exons. Bases 32 to 961 code for a protein of 309 amino acids.